UUCACAGCCCAUUGUAAGCAAUCAGGCAAAUAGAAGCUUGCAGUCUUGCAGUGCGCAGACACUUUCCAGAGAGCAAUGCUGAGUUUACUGGCAGCCAAGUCAGCAGACCGACAAGAAGUCAGGACAUAUUUUCAUAUUCUCAGACGGUAACACCACCAGUCUUCUGAAGCCCACUCUCUCUUUCUCUCUCCUGGGUGUGAUUGCUCUUGAAUGCACAUUCAGUCUCCUCUACUGGUGCUGGUGAAGAGCUGCAGAUGCACUCAACCACAGGCUUACUUUUCAGCCCGGCAUCUGACUCAACACAAGGCUGUACCCACGGGAAGAGGAUACACAUGUUUUAUUGACGGAGCUACAGGUGGUUUGAGUUUGACCUGCUUGUGGACUGGAGGGGUUUCUUUUCCUUUGUGGUGAGCGUCUUUAGAGACAGAAUGUUGCCUGUUUUUGUAACAUGCUUGGUAUUCACCCUGGUGCGCACCGGGCAGGCUCAGCAUGCCACACAGACGCAAGGGCAGAGCCAAAGCCACAGUCAGAAUCAGGGGCAGGACGGCUCUGCCACCCCUUGGAGACAGGUUAUCCAGUGGGAGAACAAUGGCCGGUUGUUUAGCCUGCUGAACAGUGGUGCUGAAUACAUUCCUGCUGGGGCAGAAACUCAGGACAGAGUUUCCCGGGUGGUGGUGGCGGACGCUCGUCCGCGCUUCCCGCGAAGACCUCAGGAAGGCAAUGUCCGAAGACAGGCUCCUUCAAGGGGAUCGUCUGAAACUGUCCGCGGGCAGGCAAGGCAUCCUUUCGGUUUUGGACAAGUGCCUGAUAACUGGAGGCAAACCACGGGCAGCACGGGUACCAGCCAGUUCCAGGGAUCCUCUAGCAGUCGCUUCCGGCCAGCCACAGGUUCUUCAUCAUCAUCCUCAUCCUUCUCAUCGUCUUCGUACAGCGUACAAGCCUACCCGCAGUAUCCGUUUCCCCAGCAGCCUCCCGUCCUGCCUUACGACCCGAGUUUCGGGGAAGGACCCGUCAGGAGCUAUGAGCCGCCGUUCCAGCCCAUUGGCGGAGGGUAUGGUGGUGGUGGCGGCGGCGGCGGUGGGUAUGGUGCAGGAGGGGUGUAUGCGGGAGGUGGAUAUGCAGCAGGUGUGGGCCCAGUCCUCCCAGGCUCUCCUUCUGACUUCACUGACGAAAGCUACCGCUACUACCAGGCUUAUGGGUACGGGGCGAAUCCCGUGGUGCCUGCCGCACGUGCUGUCCAGCCGCCAUUCAGAGAUGGUCUGGACCACAGAUACACCCACAGUCUCUUCAACGAAGAAUCUGCCCCUGCUGUACCUGUCCCCGCUGUCCCUGUCCCUGAUGCCAACCAGGCCUCCCCUGUAAUAGUCAGCAGGCCUGGACCUGCCAGUCAAACACCAGUCAGGAGCCCUCAGUAUGAACAGUUUCCUCCAUUUGGAAGACCUCAGCCUCCCUUCUUGCAGCCCUUUCCUUCAGGCAGAAAUAAUCCAAACUCUGCCAUUGAGAGCCCCAGUAUAAAUGUUGGGAGCGUGUUUCGACCAGAACAAAGAGGUUUGCCUGACCUGGUUCCUGAUCCCAACUACGUCCAGGCUUCCACAUACAUCCAGAGAGCCCACAUGUACUCUCUGCGGUGUGCCGCCGAGGAAAAAUGUCUAUCAAGCACUGCCUAUAGCUCUGAGACCAGUGACUAUGAUGUAAGGGUCCUGCUGCGAUUCCCACAGCGAGUGAAGAACAAGGGCACAGCCGACUUCAUGCCUAAUAGGCCACGUCAUACCUGGGAAUGGCACAGCUGUCAUCAGCACUACCACAGCAUGGAUGAGUUCAGUCAUUAUGAUUUACUCGAGGUCAGCACUGGCCGUAAAGUGGCUGAGGGACACAAGGCUAGCUUCUGUCUGGAGGACACCACCUGUGACUUUGGGCAUUUGAAGCGUUAUGCCUGCACCUCUCACACUCAGGGUCUGAGCCCCAGCUGCUACGAUACAUACAACGCCGAUAUAGACUGCCAGUGGAUCGAUAUCACAGACAUUCAGCCUGGAAACUACAUAUUAAAGCUCCAAGUUAAUCCCAAGUUCUUGGUGAUGGAGUCGGACUUCACCAAUAACGUGGUUAGGUGUAACAUUCACUACACGGGACGGUUUGUCACAACAACAAACUGCAAGAUAGCACAGUCUUGAUCAGUCUCUGGAAGGCUGCCACAUUAGAGUGAACCCUGAUCGCUAUUCCAUUGAAAUGUGAAUGGAAUCCAUUUGUUGUCGGUUCGUUGUUGGUGUUAUUUGUCUCCAUUUCUCCGUGCUCUUCUGGGAUCCUUGGUCCAUGACGAGCGAGGAUUCCAGUGGCGCAGAGAGUGUGGAGGUCUCAAAUAAACAUGCACACUUGCACACUGUUGCAUAAUGUAUAUCGCAUGUCAAUAUCCCAAUAAUGAACCAUCACUCAUAUAUCCCUGCAACCUACGCCGCGAUGUUGUCCAGCCAAGUACAUUUGUCAUAUUGCAGCUCUACCAGUUUGAUUCGGUUACAUGCUAGGACUCGUCAUUGACUUUCAAAAUAGGUGUUUACUCUAUAGCCACACACAGCCACUGUCUUUGAAUUAUAAAUAGCAUGAAAUGGUGCCUGCGCUGCAAUGAGGGGCUCCAGACGAGUCAGGGUUCAGCUGCAAUCCAACAAAUAAAAUUAGGCGACACAGUCUUCCCAGGGCCAUUCAUCCAUGUAGUGUUGGGACAGAGAGAGAUGCCCAGUGACUCAGAAGAACUGUAAUGUGUUUUCUCUCUCUCUCUCUCUUUCUCUCUCUCUCUCCCUCCCUCCCUCUCUUCACUGCCUCAGCAGGUCAAGCUGGGAUACUGUGACUUUCUGGGCACGUUGUGUUUAAUGUUGUGUUAACAGCAAGAGUGAGACAGCAGGUCAUAUUUGCAUUUGUCAACAUCAAAUUAUAAGUCAGCAAAAAGUCAGACUGUCUGCUGACUGCUGGACGCUGCGCUCCCCUAAAUCCUUGCACAUUUGGCACCGUGUCCUUAUUCCUUUCUUAUUUCAAUAAAACAGGAACAGGAAGCUCGGUUGGCAGAAAAAGGUGCUUUCAAGAAAAAUCAAAAAAAAAAAACCUGCAGCACGUAACCUGUGGCCUUACACCGUGAUCGCUUCUUCAGCUACCAACACUGGUCAGACGGCUCACCUUUUAAAGAAUGUACAUACAAAUACUCCACUGAUGCAUGACUUUAAUGAUAGAGAUUAUUUUGUUUUUUUGGACCUGAUCGUCUGAUUGUACUAUGUUUAUCCAUUUUAGCUUGUUGUUGUUAUUGUGAAACUCAAUGAGUUUAUUUUUUUUUCUUGAUAAUCAGAAUUAUUCAAUUAGUUUGUGUUGUUGGAUGAAAACACUACUGCUAAGUCUCAGUGUUAGAGUGCCAGAAAGCUGUUUCUACCUACCUCUCCAACUGAGUGAGCUGUGUCCAAUACAUAUCCCUGCAAUAGUUUACUAUGGUCUUGUACCACCACAUAUAUAUAUAUAUACUUUCAGUCCAUGUAUAUUUGACACCUGUUGUGUGUUUACUCUAAAGUCCCAGGAGACAGCAGGUGUUACUUGAACAGUUAAUUUGCAGAAACUCAACAGAAGUGGUGGAUAUGUUCGCAGUGCAGCCAAACAAACUCAUCUUCCUUAAACAGUCUGUAUUUUUAUUUUUAAACCGAGCAGCGUGCCACACGGUUCCGUUUCUCCCUGCACUAUUUAAAACAAUUCUUCCCUCCAAGAAGGCCCAGUAUUACCAUUGUCUUGUUUCCCUGAGGUAUUUUUGAUGAUGAACUUCAGUGACAAAAACACUGCAUUUCUUGUGUGCUCUACAAUAAAAGGCAACUUGUGUUUUGUCAGUGGAGCACUUUUGUUGUCAAGCAGCGACAGUACAAAAUAUUCUGUAUGUAACUGUUUACAGUACAUUUAUACCGGAGUGUGAGCAGCAAACUGGGAGGAUGUCGUCAGUGAGAUUAAACUACAAGCAUUAACAUGUGACCAUUAACCAUUAAUAACCACUUGAAUCAGGCAUGGAACAGUGGGCCCUGUCAGGGUCCAGUUGCCUUUGUGUCUGCUUUGUGUUUUGGAAAUUCCUUGACCUGGAUGACUGAGAACAUUCACAGACAAAUAAUAUUAGAGUCCAUUAAAGAGACAGUGUGUAGCUCUUGGGGAGAUAUAAGCAGAAGAUCCUCAGUGUAUAAACACUUGAGUUAAAAAGUUUGUGUUUUCAUUAGUUGGUUCUAUUCCACAAAACUCUCCAUUGUGCAAGAAAUUGUUUCCUCAGUAGCCCAAAGCAGUGAAACCAAAUAAUUAUUCUGUGGAGUGCUUUUUUGUGUUUUGUUUUUUUGUUGUCCCCCCCUCCAUUGUUAGUUGUCACUGUAGGUUUAUCUACUGCUUUUUAAGGGAGAGGUGAGGGAGGAGCUGUCAGUUAGUUGCAGUCUACAAUCUCACCACUAGGUGAAACUAAAUUAUACACACUGCUCCUUUAAAUAAUGAGCCUAAAGCUCAUUCAGUUUUCGUAUUAUUUAAUAGCCACUCCUGUACAUAGUUGGGUAUUACUAAAUGGCAGUUGACGAGGUGGUUAGUGCACAACAGUUGCUCAAAUAAGCAUUCAUAACAUAGAACAUCUGAGGGGUCGUCGUUGAUUUAAUGUUUUUAACGUUGUUCUGGUGACAAUUAAGUGCCAGAAUUAGUUUGUGUCCCUUAUAAAUUAGAUUUUUUUUUAUAAUUAUAUAUAUUAUUAUAUAUUUUUUUUAGCAGAUGACUUCACAGUAGGCAAAAUCUUAAGAACCCAAUGUAAUGGUCGUAUUUGUGCAGGUCUUUCAUAUUGUACUGUAAAUGCUCAGUUAUGUAAUUCAGUCGUGCUCUUGACCAUACUGUUCACGCUAGCGUCACAUGGAAUAAUGUGAUUCAGUGGACAGGGGUAAGCGACAGUUAUAUUCCACGUGUGACAUGUUUUGAUGCAAAGCUGUAUUAUUUUUGAAAACUGAACACAACCAACGUCUUCUACAAUAAAUACUUUUACACACA
Mugil cephalus (flathead mullet) is the source of this 5022-nucleotide messenger RNA. It is a transcript of the gene loxl1, whose product is annotated as lysyl oxidase-like 1. Lineage: Eukaryota; Metazoa; Chordata; Actinopteri; Mugiliformes; Mugilidae. Bases 429 to 2171 code for a protein of 580 amino acids. The transcript is spliced from 7 exons. Gene Ontology annotation, molecular function: protein-lysine 6-oxidase activity; copper ion binding. The record is from RefSeq and is a predicted model, not a curated record. Gene Ontology annotation, biological process: peptidyl-lysine oxidation.